Messenger RNA from Ostrinia nubilalis (European corn borer), 4000 nucleotides. It is a transcript of the gene TBCD, whose product is annotated as tubulin-specific chaperone D. The record is from RefSeq and is a predicted model, not a curated record. The coding region runs from base 193 to 3795 and encodes 1200 amino acids. Gene Ontology annotation, cellular component: lateral plasma membrane. Lineage: Eukaryota; Metazoa; Arthropoda; Insecta; Lepidoptera; Crambidae. The transcript is spliced from 18 exons. Gene Ontology annotation, molecular function: GTPase activator activity; beta-tubulin binding. Gene Ontology annotation, biological process: post-chaperonin tubulin folding pathway; microtubule cytoskeleton organization; tubulin complex assembly.
UGUCACUGUCAAAAAAAGAAUUUUGUUUGUGUGGUUUCCACUCUGAUUUAUUCUUUGUUUUCUGUUAAAAAGUCUUUCACAAGCUAUUUUUGCAUGCUUUCUUGAGUACGGUUAAUCUUUUACUCAUAAAUAAAGGUGUUUUGAAUUUCCUAUAAUAAUUCCUGGCGUGGAUAAGAGGAAAUAAUCGUCAAAAUGGUCGGGCUAGAUGCCGACAUGAACCGGGAUGACGAAUGUGAUAAUAUUGGUCUCGGGUGUGCUCUAGAGCACUUUUCCGAAGUAGAAGAUGUAAUAAACAUGAUAGAUAAUCUGAAAAAUAUCUAUAAUACGCCAGCAGUAGAAGUGGAAUACGAUAAAUUGUACACUAUACUGAAACAGUAUUAUGAACAGCCCCAUCUACUUGAUCCCCACUUAGAUAAGAUUUUGGGCAAGUUUUUGGAACUGAUCAAAGAUAAAGACUCUCCGUUUGAGCUGAAACAUGCGACUUUUAACUACAUGUACCAGAUUAUAAGAGUUAGAGGAUAUAAAGUGGUGAUUAGACAUUUGCCUCAUGAGGUUUCAGACUUGCUAACAGUAUUGACAUACUUGGAGGCGCAAGAUCCAAACGACAAAGAGACUUGGCGGAGCAGAUUUGUGCUCCUGCUAUGGCUCUCUAUUGUGGUGAUCAUCCCAUUUCAUAUGAGCAGACUAGAUGGAUUUGCUCCUGGACAGCCUGAUGCAGGAACAUCCAAAAAACUUACAGUAAUGGAAAGGAUUUUUAACAUAUGCAAGACUUAUGCCCUAAGCAGAGAUUCAUGUGCUGAAGCCAGUGCUUAUUUAGCUUCUAAGUUUCUUAUAAGGUCAGAUGUAAAGGAAUUGUAUAUGGGUGCAUUUUUUGACUGGGCCUGUGAGUUGCAUUCCAAUUUGAAAGAGGAGGAGACCAUUCAUUAUGGAGUCCUGGCUGCCGUGGCAGCUGUGCUCAAACAUGGCAAGAGGGAUGAUCUUCUGCCAUUUGCAAGUAAACUACUUGAGUGGGUAACAACUCAAAACUACAAGCAACAUAAUGCUAUGCUUGUCAGAAAGUAUGGUGUCAAAAUUGUGCAAAGAAUAGGUUUAACAUUCCUGCGACCUCGCGUCGCCUCCUGGCGCUACACACGAGGCUCCCGCUCGCUGGCCGUGACGUUGGGCGGAGUGGCAGCUGCCGGCGACACUGAGCCCAUCACGGCGCCCCCUGAUGAUGACGACCAGGAUAUUCCUCAAGAGGUGGAAGACGUAGUAGAGCUCCUUCUGUGUUCCCUUCGCGACGACGACACAGUGGUCCGGUGGUCGGCGGCCAAAGGCGUGGGCCGCAUCGGCGCGCGACUACCCGCGUUGGCAGCGGCCGACGUGUGCGAGUGUGUACUAGGGUUGUUCGCGGAGAACGAGCGAGAGGCUGCCUGGCACGGUGGUUGUAUGGCACUAGCUGAGCUGGCUCGGCGCGGCCUGCUAACCCCGCAGCAAGUAGGCGCGGGAAUAUCCGCAGUAGUGGCGGCACUAGCGCGGGACGAGCCGCGGGCGUCUUGCGGCAGCGGCGGCGGAGGGCGCGCGGCGCGGGACUCCGCGUGUCACGCCGCGUGGGCCUUCGCACGGGCCUAUGACGCGCUAGCGCUAGCGCCGCAUGCGACUACGUUGGCUAAUGCGCUGAUUGCUACCGCGUGUUUUGAUAGAGAGAUAAACUGUCGCCGCGCUGCCUCAGCGGCGUACCAAGAGAACGUCGGUCGUCACGGCAUGUUCCCCCAUGGAAUAGACGUCCUAAUCACCGCUGACUUCCAGUCCGUUGGGCCCAGAAACAACGCGUACUUAGUCAUCGCACCGACAGUGGCGUCCUACCCUGAGUACACACAGCCGCUAGUGGAUCACCUGGUCGACUUGAAAGUCGAACAUUGGGACUGUGCGAUCAGAGAAAUUGCGGCGAAGGCGCUGAAUAAACUUACUUUCAAGAUUCCUGAGUAUGUGGCUACGGUAAUCUUACCAAAACUCGUCGUGAAGACUGAGUCAAUCGAUUUGAACGUACGUCACGGCGCUAUACUUGCAAUCGGGGAAGUCAUUUACGCCCUGUCGCAAGUCAAAUUGUCCGACGGCAAGACCGCAGAUUCGCUGAUAUCCCAAGACAUAUCGGAGUCCGUCCGUUCGCUUGUGACGCGGCUGCGUCAGCGGCAGCAGUUCCGAGGUCUGGGCGGCGAGCUCAUGCGCCAGGCCUGCUGCCAGUGCAUCAGCGCGCUCGCGCGAGCCGCCGCGCCCUACCACGCUUCUGCUACCAUAGACGAAUGGCUAAACUUGCUCGAAGAAUGUCUCUCACACGAGGUGCAAGCUAUACGCGAGAAGGCAAUAAUUGCGCUGCCUCUAGUGUUCGACCAGUACUUGCGUGACGACAACCUGAUGUACGGAGACAAGACUGCGAAGGAGAAGCGAAAGGAGCUGAUCGAAAAGUACUGCGAGCAGUUGAGAAGCUCUUCUGUCAAUGGUCUUGUGCUGAGGAUGGGAUUCUCUCGGGCUGUAGGUUCAUUGCCAAAAUUCGUGCUAGCCGAGCAUCAAGAACUGAUAAUACAUUCCCUUAUCGAGUGUACCAGAGUCACUGAAGGUACACAAAAGUGGGCCGAAGGUCGUCGGGACGCGGUGUCAGGUUUAACCGAUGUGUGUCAGACGCAGGGCAUAGUGGGCGGCGUGGAGAAAUACGCCGGAAAGAUUGUUGGGGCGCUUUUGGAAUGUCUGGCAGAGUAUACUAUUGAUAUGAGGGGCGAUAUUGGCGCGUGGGUCAGGGAAGCCAGUAUGACUGGAUUGCUAUCUAUCUGCCGCCAAUGCGCCGUAGAAGCUCCUCACUUGAACUCGCCAGAGAUCAUAAAGAACAUAAUGUGCGGAAUAGCUCAGCAAGCUGUUGAGAAAAUCGACAGGACUAGGGCUCAUGCCGGGAGGAUCUUUACUUCUUUAAUUUAUAAUGACCCAAUCAUCACAAACAUUCCGCAACACGACGCACUCAAGCGCAUAUUCCCCUCCGAGGAGGUCGAACUGAAACCGAAAGAGCCCGAAGAUGAAGCCGAACAAGCCACGAGCGAGAACUCCAAUGUAGUACUGUGGUUGUUCCCCGGACAUACUAUGCCGAGAUUCGUACAGCUUCUGACAUACGAUGAGUAUAGGUAUAACGUCAUCAAAGGCCUGAUCGUGAGUGGAGGGGAGUUGACUGAAAGCUUGGUAAAACACACGACGCAAUCUCUCUACGCAUAUCUAAAUACUCUACAUGACAACAAAGCUAUGUUGAAAUCAAUCUGUGAUACUAUCAUCAAAGUGUUUGCUGACAAUUUGCACGUGAAGAGAAUCACUGGACCUAUAUUUAAUUUCUUAGAUAGGCUGCUAAGUUCAGGUUCAAUAGGCCCUAUAUUAGAAGACCCAGAGUCGACUUUCGCAAUGGACGUGUUAAAAUACUUGCAAUUAGAACUUAGGGGUGGAAAGAAUAUCUACAAACUGUUGGAUUCCAUCAACGUUCUGUGUCAACUUAUUCAGGUGGGCGGUUCCGUCAGCAGCAAGUCGCUCGGUCAGCUAGUGAUCUACCUGUGCUACGCGGACCGCUACGUGCGGCGCUGCGCUGCCGCGCGUCUCUACGAGGCGCUGACGCUCUACGGCGACGUGUGUUCCGCACCCGCUGACAACAUCGAUCAGAUAAUGUCCAUACUCGCGGAAACGGAUUGGGAAAAGGACGUAGCUGAACUGAGGCCGAUUAGAAACGACCUUUGCGAUCUGAUGAACAUCAAAAGGCCAGUAAUGAAACAGAAGACUCCAUCGUAAUCGAAAAUGUAUUACCAUACGGCUUUAACCUUCCCGCAAGACGUCUAAUCGACGUUUUAGUUGCUGCUUAGUGCCUUAUUGAAAUUAUUUUUUUAUGUGUAACGCACAGAAUAUUAGAGCAUUUUAAUACUCGUAAUAACGCCGUAACGUGAAACGAAUCUCUAGAAUCGUGUGAAUGCGUCCAGUCAAGGCUGGAGCCUUGUAU